This is a messenger RNA of Pundamilia nyererei, 1370 nucleotides long. RefSeq names its product keratin, type I cytoskeletal 18. The transcript has 10 exons. The record is from RefSeq and is a predicted model, not a curated record. Bases 57 to 1340 code for a protein of 427 amino acids. NCBI's taxonomy places the organism in Eukaryota, Metazoa, Chordata, Actinopteri, Cichliformes, Cichlidae. Gene Ontology annotation, molecular function: structural molecule activity. Gene Ontology annotation, cellular component: cytoskeleton.
CUACAUUCUUCUGGAUCGUAGACUAACUCUACCUGAACAAAGUCCUGCCGCCAAUCAUGGCCUCCAGUAUUUCAAUGAAAAGCUACUCUAUUGGCCGUCAGCCCUCCUUUUCCAGCCGUUCGCUGAUGGACACCGGCCGUGCUCGCUCUCGGGCUUCUGUGUCUUUCGCUGUAGCGAGCCCGCUCACCCGUUCAGCUUCCAUCAGCCAGGAUCUCAACGGGCCAGCAAGCCUUCAAAUUAAUGGACUCCAUGGCAACAGCACCAAUGAGAAGGAAGCUAUGCAGAGUCUCAACAACCGUCUGGCCAACUACCUGGACAAGGUGCGUUCACUGGAGCGCUCCAACGCUGAUCUGGAAAUGAAAAUUAAGCAGCUGAUGCUCGAACGCAUUCCCAAAGGUCAUGACCUCGAUUCCAUGAUGGCCCAAGCUCAUGCUGUUGAGCAAGAGGUGAGGAAGAAGACCUUGGAAAAUGCUCGUCUCAUGCUAGAGAUCGAUAAUGCUAAACUGGCUGCCGAUGACUUCAGAAUCAAAUGGGAGACUGAAAUGGUGAUGUGUCAGUCUGUGGAGCGAGACUGUAUUGCCCUGAAAAAGGCCAAGACCGAUCACGAGCAGAUCAUCGCCUCUUUGAGGGGAGAUUUGGACAGCCUGAAAGAGGAACUUUACUUCCUCAAGAAAAACCAUGAAGAGGAACUCGAGCAGAUGAAGUCUCGUAUUGCCAGAGAUGAGGUGAACGUGGAGGUGGACUCUGCCACCGGGCCCGAGCUGGGCACCAUUCUGUUCGAGCUGCGUUCCCAAUAUGAGGGCAUUGUGAAGAGGAACAAGGAACAGGCGGAGCAGUGGUAUCGCAAGAAGCUGGAGACGAUGCAGAAUGAGGUGAAGGAGAGCAACGAGGCUCUGAGGGGAGCUCAGGGAGAGCUGACCGAGAGGCAGCGCUUCCUGCAGACCCUGGAGGUGGAGCUGGAGAGUCUGCACAAACAGAUAGCAGCUCUGGAGGGAAACCUCGGUGAGACGGGUCAAAAGUAUUUUGCUGAGAUGGAGCGGCUGCAGGUCACCCUGAACCAGCUGGAGGAGGACCUCUCUCAGCUCAGGCUGGACAUGCAGCGCACCAAGACCGACUACGAGCAGCUUCUUCGCAUCAAGCAAAACCUGGAGAUGGAGAUCGCCACCUACAGACGCCUGCUGGAGGGAGAGGACUCAGUCAAAGAAGUCCCUCCUCCACCAAAAAAGGAGCCCGAAGUCCGCACCAGAAAGAUCGUGAAGGUGGUGACUCAGACCAUGGUCAACGGCAAGGUGGUGGACGAGUCCAGCGAAGUGGAGCAGAUUGAGGAGUCGAAGAAAUAGAACAAGCAAAGAGCCAGCUGAAAUUUUAAA